CAAAAACAUAAAUAAGAAAUUCUGAUCUGUGAACACGGGGACGCGAUCAAAAUGGAUUUUCGGCGACUAUGGAGUUCGACAAACGGAUGUAAAUGUUGAUGUGAUUUCUGGACGUCUGUUGAGCCCUUUGUUGACGGUGUGUGCGACCUCUCUUGUGCUGAUGUGAAGGGGAUAUAUCCAAAUAUGAGUCUUUCACCCACACAGUUCGGAGAUCCCUGACGAGGACUUGUAUUAAACGUUCGGGUGGGUUCAUUUUCACUGGUUGGUGACAUUCCGCGAGUGUUUGUGCGCUACUAUGAAGGAGAUGAUCGGUGGUUGCUGUGUUUGCUCUGACGAGAGAGGCUGGGCCGAGAACCCACUGGUUUACUGUGACGGACACGGCUGUAACGUCGCCGUUCAUCAAGCUUGUUAUGGAAUUGUCCAAGUGCCGACUGGUCCCUGGUUUUGUCGGAAGUGUGAAUCUCAGGAGCGAGCUGCCCGUGUGAGAUGUGAGCUGUGUCCUCACAAAGACGGAGCUCUGAAAAGGACAGAUAAUGGAGGCUGGGCUCAUGUGGUCUGUGCGCUCUACAUCCCAGAGGUGGAGUUUGCCAACGUCUCCACCAUGGAGCCCAUCGUUCUGCAGUCAGUCCCUCACGACCGAUACAACAAGACGUGCUAUAUCUGUGAAGAACAAGGACGUGAGAGUAAAGCCGCCACCGGAGCCUGCAUGACCUGUAACAAACACGGCUGCCGUCAAGCCUUCCACGUCACAUGCGCUCAGUUUGCCGGCCUGCUGUGUGAGGAGCAGGGCUCAGAUGCCGACAACGUGAAGUACUGCGGCUACUGCAAAUACCAUUACAGCAAACUGAAACAUAAGGAGAGAGACCGCCACAAACCCAAACAUAAAAAGUCCCUGGACCUGUCGUCGCCCCUCGUUCCACCCCUGAUGCUCACUCCGGAUAAGGUGAUUGCACACAGCUACAGCAGCAGCAGCGGCAGCGUCACGUCCGCCUCGCAGAAGCGGAUGGACGACAGCGCCGCCCGCUUCACCAACGCCAACUUCCAGGAAGUCCCGUCUCACUCGGGUCCGAGCUCCAAGGACGGCGGCUCGACCGAAAGAGACGGCAAGAGCUCCGAGGGCAAGAGCAAGAAGUCCAGCAGCCAUUCCGGCUCCGGCUCCGGCUCCAGCUCGCGGGGACGCAAGUCCAACCCGAGCAAAUCUCACGGGCCCGUGGUCACCAUCGCCACGUCCUCCACCGUCCCGUCGUCGUCCAGCCCCUUUCAGCAGGGGCUCCUAUUGGCCGGCGGGAGCAGCAAGACGUCGUCCGGCGGUUCUGCAGCUCAGCCCGCCUCCGACUUCCACGGCUUCUCCUCGGAGUCCGGCCUGAGGGCCGGAGACUCGUACACGCCGCCCUCGUUCGGCCGCUGCCUGAUGAAGGGCGGGGCCGAGGGCGCGGCGUCUGAAGGGAUGCCGCCCCUGAACACCUUCGGCUCCAUGAUGUCGCUUCCUCAGAACGCGGCCCCGGCGUCCGGCUCCUCCAAACAUUACGAGAACUCGCACUCGGCCGGCGGCGAGCCGGCGUCGGCGGGGUUCAAGCGCGCCCAGCCGUCGUCCUCCUCGUCGUCCUCCUCGGCGGCCUCGUCCUCCUCCGCCGUGGACGAGGGGGUCAAGAAGAAGAGGCGGGGCAACUGGAAGAACCGCUACGGGCCCUGCUUCACCACCCAGGAGAACAAGACCCCGGAGACGACGGAGCUCAGCGCCGCGCCUCUUCCUUCCUCCUCGUCGCUGUCGCUGUCGCCGCCCUCCUCCUCUCUGGUGGCGAGGAACUGCACCGUCAGCAUCAGCACCGGGAACAUGCCGGUGGGAGGAGCUGGGACCAACAGUCUGGCCAAUCAGAAAUCGCCGUCUCUGCUCAGGAACGGAAGUUUGCAGGGUCUGACCGUGAGCUUGCCGCCCGCUGCAACAGUGACGUACCCCAGCAGCAGCGACGUGACCGCCCCUCUGCCGAGCGCCGUGCUCGGAGGCUGUCUCUCCGUCUCCAGCUCAGAGAUGCCGGGCACCUCCAUGCCAAUCUUGUCGUCCCUGCCCUCCGCCGCGCCGUUCACCGCCACCUCGUCCACACACCUGCAGUCCGGCUCAUUAGCAGGAACCCUGAACCUGGCCCCGCCCCACAUGUUCGGCAACAGGCUCAACCCCAACUCCGCCAUGGCCGCCCUCAUCGCCCAGUCCGAGAACUCGCCGGCAGAUCAGGAGCUGGGGGAUGGGACUCUGGCUUUCUCCAGAAGAGGAACCCCACCGAAGGCGAACCUCUCCCCACGCUCCCCGCUAAGUGGACUUCACAUCCGAUAUGACCCGUCGGGACCUUUGGUGCCCGGGUUGGGUGCGGAGUCGCUUCCGCCGGCGGCCACCAGCAUCGAGCAGCUGCUGGAGAGGCAGUGGAACGAAGGCCAGCAGUUCCUUCUGCAGCAGGGACCGCAGGGGGACGUGUUAGCCCUGCUGAGAUCCCUGUACCAGCUGCAGAUGGAGAACCGGCGUCUGGAGGAGCAGAUCCGGACCCUGACCAUGAAGAAGGAGCGACUGCAGCUGCUCAGCGCCCAGCUCUCGGUGCCGUUCACACACGCCAACAACACGACCAGCUCGGCCUCCUCUCCGCUCUACAACAGCAACACACACACAGACAUGCUGAACAGCAAGAGCAUUCAGCUAGGCAGCAGUGUUUUAACAGACUCCUCUCAACAUUUGGCCGCUCAGGAUCUCCUGACUGGUGGCAAUAGCAGCGCUAGCAGCACCUCCUCCCUCUCCACCCCCCCCUCGGUGGCUCAGAGCCCCCCCCAGCAGCAGGUGAACGGCCUGAUGGGGGCGCUGCAGGGCGCCCACGGGGCCAUGAGUGGCGUCGUGGGUGCUCUGAACGGCGUGAUUCAGUCGUCCAGCCCCGCUCCUCUCCCCUCCUCCGUCACCUCCACGUCCCUGCCCGUCACCGCUGGCCUGAGCAGCAGCAGCGUGACCACGGCGAAAACCAGUGCGGUGAAGCUUUUCACCGAGCAGCAGCGGCAGCUUAUCCUGCAUCAUCAGCAACUGCAGCAGCUCAUCGGUUCUCAGCAGCCCACAACGGAGCAGCAGCAUGCGUUGCUUUAUCAGAUGAUGCACCAGCACCAGCAGCACGACCUGCAGCAGCUCUCUUCCUCCCAGCUGCCCAUCAGCAACCUGCUUCCUGUCACUCAGGGUGCCAUCACUGCUAACCCUUUCCUGGCUCUACACCCCGACAACGGCGGUCAGAAAGCAGCGAGGCUGGGAGACCAUGCCGUGUCCAUCUCAGGCCAGGAGAACACCUGAAGAAACCGGGCGUGGCUGCUGGAGCGGGAGAAGAGGAAAAACAUUCUCUCUCAGGGCCAAACAUCAGAGCAGCUAGCAAACUAACCCACACGUGCACACACACUCACACACACACACACACACACACCUCGGCUGAAGGAUCGCUCAAACCCUGACAUUGCACUGAAAUGACUUCGCUUGCUGUACACGUUCGAGUCCCACAGGGCUACUUCGGAGGCCGAGGCGUGCACACACACACACACACACACACACACACUAUUGAACACGAUGCAUUUGUGUGAAUCACUGUGGGGGGUGGGGGCUGUGCGGGGGGUGACGAGCGAAUUCGGCCGGAGACUGAAAUGCGCCAGCCUCUUUUCUGAUGCACACCGCUGUUACCUCUAGAAGCCCACACACGGCUUGGACACAUUCUUAAAAUAAAUAAGAACUGAUUUAUAUGUUUAAUAACGAGGGCAAAACAUUUUAAGUUUCUAAUUGAUGCUCUCGCCACCACAAAGGCCUUUGUUUAUUUCCACGUAGGCCCAAAACUGGGACACACUGAUCCUGCUGAACCCCUAAAACGAGCACCUACCUCUCUGAGCCAAGAUGAAAUCAAUACUUAACAAGAAUACCAGGACUCCUACCCAAGUGCCUGGCAUCACCCUCCAUUCCCUCGAGGACGAGGAUACACACUGGAGACGCUGCCACUCUCGCUUCCUUUUUCUAUUUCGAGACUCUUAUCCAGAACUGAAAUAAACAUUUCAGUCUCUGAAUAACGAGCGAUGCCACCCGGGCGGCAGGCCUGUUACUGUGAUGCUCAGGACGCCGGCUGAUUUACACGGGCGUGCGCCGAUACUCCAUGAACAGACAAUAUCAUCACGAUAUUGUAUCAUUUCAAUAUAUUGUACAACCGAGUAUUGGCACACGCCUACAUUUCAGUUAUCGUGCCGCGUCGAUGAUUUCCGAACCUUCCUAUUGCUUAUGUUUGUUUAUUUAUUUGCAUUUCUUCUGUAACGGGCACAAGAUAAUGUUUCAGUGCCCGAGUCUCACUUUUUUAUACUACUGUACAAAAUGUCUCAUUUCAUUUGAAUCUUGUGAGGAUUUUUUGAUUAAAACAUCUCAUGUUGGAGCAUAAAACCAUUUCAGUGUAAAUAUGAACUUAUUUUGGUUGUUUUUUGGGUUUCAGAGGUUGAAAUUUAGCUUU
Molecule: messenger RNA, 4496 nt
Organism: Trichomycterus rosablanca
Lineage: Eukaryota; Metazoa; Chordata; Actinopteri; Siluriformes; Trichomycteridae
Gene: mllt10
Product: MLLT10 histone lysine methyltransferase DOT1L cofactor
Exons: 20
Coding region: 296-3313 (1005 amino acids)
Biological process (GO): regulation of transcription by RNA polymerase II
Cellular component (GO): nucleus
Molecular function (GO): nucleosome binding; histone binding
Source: RefSeq, a predicted model, not a curated record